AGACCUGUAUAAUAAAAAUAUGCUCGGAUCACUGCCGCCCAGCAUUGGAGACCUGUCGCGCCUAAGUUCCUUGGUGCUCGAGGGUAACCAGUUCAGCGGGGAGUUGCCAGCAUCGCUUGACAGCCUUGUCAGUCUCGAGUUUCUCGACCUCGGGGCCAACCAUUUUAGAGGGACCAUCCCUUGCUUCGGCAGCUUGACGAAGCUCUGGUACCUCUACUUUUAUAAGAGCAGCUUUAGUGGGACCAUCCCGGACUGCUUGUCCAAACUCACCAGCCUUAGAUACAUCAAUUUAGCAUACAACGACCUCUCAGGCUCAUUACCCGCUUCAAUCGGCAACUUGGACGUUCUUCAAUCCCUGUCCUUAGGCCGCAACAGUCUUAACGGGACUAUCCCUGACAUCUUCUCCGGAUUAUCCAGUAUAACACACCUUACUCUCGGUUAUAAUCGCUUCUUCGGCCCUUUUCCCAACGUCGCAAGCCUGAAUCGGCUUGAUUUCCUAGAUCUCUCGUACAACUACUUGACAGGAUCCAUUCCAACCCUGGCUAAUUCUACCCUCUUAGAUAUUUUCUUAAUAAGCGGCAACCACUUUACGUCGGGGACUAUUACGAGCAAGAUCUGUUCUAAGGCCACGGUGCAAGUGUGGAGGAACUGUUUUGCUGCAGAUGAUGUGCCUUGCAAGCUGGAGCAGGAACAGCGAUCAGACUGCGCUGACUUCUGUGGGAUGAUUGCCCCUUCUGUUGACCCCUGUAACGGCCAUGGUUACUGUUAUGGCGGAGACUGGCGUACAUGGCAGGACCGCAAUUUAACGUGCGAGUGCUUCGACCAAUACGUGCUUGGGCCUACCGCACGGUCUUGUGUGACGGAGAGCUCUCAGGAUGAAGUGUUGAAGGGCCUGCUCACAUUGUGGAACUCAAUCAUUGACGGACCCUGGAAAAAUAAAACCCUGGAGUCAUUGCGGCCCUUUGUCAAAUACGAUUCUGACACAUUUAUUGUCAGCCUUGAAUUAUCAAAUCAGAGCUUGUCUGGAACCAUCCCGUCAAUUCUGUCACAGCUCUCUCGCCUCACACACCUGGACCUGUCGCAUAAUUAUCUGUCUGGAUCGAUUCCAUCCUCCUUCAGCAAGCUGGAUGGCCUUCAAACUCUGAAUUUGGGCAGCAACUACCUGUACGAAGGCACACUCCCCACCACUAUGUGCAACUCACCCUCGCCGCUCACUCUCUCCCUGCACGACAACUGCUUUCCCUCCGACGCCCUUCCCUGCGCCCUUACCGACGCCCAACGCCCUUCCUAUGAUUGCUCCACCUUCUGCGGCCUCUCCCCUCCCUCCACCCCGCCCUGUGCCGGCCACGGCAACUGCUUCUGGGAGGGAGGGGAGGGCCCAGUAACAGCCACGUGUGCAUGUGAUGAGGGGUUUGGCACUGGAAUCGUCAGUGGAUCGUGUGCGCCCCUGCUUCCAGACACGGAAUGGAGUAAUCUGCAACCUCUGAUGGCCGCGUGGGGAGGCUUUGAUGGCAGCGGCACGUGGAAGAGUGGCGUGUCGUGCGAGAGCAUGAAGUUCAUCGCAUGUGAUUCCACCAACCAAAUCGAUCUGCUGAACGUGUCAGGGCAGGGCAUCUGGGGGUCCAUUCCAGACACCAUCAGUGACCUCGCGUCCUUGACUUUGCUGGAUCUGUCGGGGAACUACUUGACAGGUUCGCUACCGAGCAGUCUGAGCAGUCUCUGGAACCUUGACGUUCUGUCUCUGAACAACAACUACCUCUACUCAGGAACCCUUUUCAAGACAACAUGCAGACUCAAACUCUCUCUGGAGGACAACUGCUUCCCCUCCACCACCGUCCUCUGCCCCCUCCGCACUUACACCCAGCGACCCUCCAAAGAUUGCUCUGCUUUCUGCGGCCUCUCAGUCCCCGCCCCUACCACCCCACCCUGUUCUGGCCACGGUUACUGCUUCUGGAAGGGGGAGGCAGACACACGCACAGCCAUGUGUGCAUGUGGGGAGGAGUAUGGCAAUGGGGUGGAUCCAACCACAUGCAAGACACGAUUGCCAGAAAAGGAAUGGCUGGUGCUGAACGAUCUGAAAACGGCUUGGGUUGGCUUUGAGGGUGGAGGCACGUGGAAUGAGAGCACCCCGUGUGAGCGGCUGGAGUAUGUUACGUGCAACGCUAACAACCACAUUGUGGCCCUGAAUGUGUCUAAGCAAGGAAUAGUAGGGUUCAUUCCAAGCUCCAUUCAAGACCUGGUGUACCUCACGUCUCUCAAUCUGUCGAAAAACGCCAUAGCAGGGCCAAUCCCUGACUCCUUCAGCCGUCUGACACUCCUCCAGAUCUUGGACAUGUCACACAACCAGCUUUCAGGAGGUAUACCAAGUGGAUUCAGCAAGUUACAAAAGCUUGUCAAGCUGGAUCUGAGCAGCAACUACCUGUACAGUGGCACGCUGCCCACCACCAUGUGCACUUUAUCCUCAACGCUCGCCCUCUCCCUGCAAGACAAUUGCUUCCCUGCUGGCCGCUUACCCUGCGCUCUCAGCCACACCCAGCGCUCCUCCGUCAAAUGCUCAGCCUUCUGCGACCUCUCCCCUCCUGCCAUCCUGCCCUGUUCUGGACGAGGCUACUGUUUCUGGAAAGGAGGGGAGGAUUCAGGCAGCGCCACAUGUGCAUGCGGGGGAAACAUUGAGACAGGAGGCAAUUUCAGAGCGUGCGACGGCAUUCUCUUGAAUUCUGAGUGGAAAGCAUUACAAGCGAUCAAAGAUACGUGGAAAGGGUAUGACGGGAAUGGCACGUGGAGGCAGGACACAAGAUGUGACGACAUGGCGAACAUCACUUGCAACAAAAAUUACCACAUCGUCAGCCUUCGAGUGAAUUAUUCUGCAGUUGCAGGAAGAAUACCAGCACUUCUUGGGAAUCUCAUCCAUCUGACCGAAUUGGACCUUUCCAACAACCGACUCAGUGGCACCUUUCCAUCGACUAUCGCACAGCUUACCAACCUGGUCAAUCUGAAUCUGCGGAGUAAUUUGUUCAAGGGCGACCUGCCAGGAGCCUUUUCAGGAUUGACUCUAUUGAAAAAGCUGGACAUCGGUGCGAAUGAGUUCACUGGUCAGAUCCCAGAAUGGAUUUGUAACAUGACAAGCCUGACCUACCUAAUGUUGGGGGAAAACAUAUUCGACGGGCCCAUUCCUGAGUGCAUGUCAAAUUUAACAAAACUUAUCACUUUGAGCCUGCAGCGCAAUCACUUUUUUGGGAAGGUGCCCUCGUAUCUGGGGUCUUUUUCCAGCCUUACAAAUUUGGAUCUAGGCGACAACCGUUUCUGGGGAAGCAUACCAUCUUCAAUACUGCUAAUGAAGUCUAUCAGAAAAGUAUCGUUGCACAACAAUAUGCUCAGUGGAGCCCUGGUGGUGCCGCCACCGAAGGUCACUCUCACUGCAUACCACAACUACCUUUCCGUUUUUUCCCUCAAGACCAAGUCUUGCAAGAAGGGCCUUCUUGAAGGCAACUGCUUCAAUUUCGGAAAAACAUCCAAAUGCUCCAAAAUCCGCCAACGACCGAUGAGCGAAUGCACUCCAUUCUGCGGCCUUUCCCGCAAAAGCCCACCCUGUGGGGGGUUUGGCACGUGCAUUCGUAAUGGAACCGCUGAACGGCUUGUUUGUGACUGUAAAAAGGGGUAUGUCCAAGGAGAAUCUCUGGCCACCUGCAUUCCUGAAGCAAUGGGUAACCCCCGAUCCACCACUUUGAUCCCAACCAUGGUCACGCUCACCGAGCUCACAGCACCAUCCAACGGAUCCUUCUUCUCCGACACGCGCCUCCAGCUUUUCUCGUAUGAGACCAUUGGAGGUAGCUGCGGCCGGCAGUUCUACUUCAAGGCCAGCUUCUCCUUCAUCAUGAUUCCCAGAACUCGUGGCAGCGGCGGCAACGGGCUCGCGUUUGUCGUUUCCGCGACAAACAAGACCACCAGCACCAUCGGUAGCGGCGUGGGGUAUGCCGGCAUGAGCACACGCAGCAUGGCUGUGGAGUUUGACACGUGGCAGGACAAGGAGCACAAUGACACGAGCGCAAGUCACGUGGGAGUGAACCUGAAUGGGAACUCCUUGUCGAAUGUGACGGCCAACACCUCGACAGUGCCGCUGAACAACGGAAAGAUGUACUUUGCAUGGGUGGAGUACAACCCUGAUGACAAGGCAGAGAGCUUGAAGGUGUACCUCGCGGAUUCAUUCAGUGCUCGCCCGGUCGACCCCAUGGUCUCCAUGAACCUCUCUCUCUGUGACGUGCUGGAGCCCACGAACAAGUCCUACUCGUUCUACUUUGGCUUUGUGGCCGCGUCAGGCCUUCACGCGCAGAAGCAUGCAGUGGGCAUGGCAUCCAUUAUAACAGGAUACAACUUGCCACCACCACUUCCAGUUAAGAGAAGCAUGGGCCUACUCGUGGACGUAGCCACGUUCAACCCGCAAACUACGAGCCCGUUCACGCGCUAUGUGAGCGUGGGGCACACCAAAGCACAAGACGACCAGGACACAUGGCGAAUACCCACCUACUCCACCUGGACCAUUGACCCAAACUGGCUGCCCAAGGACCAAGGCUCAUGUG
Messenger RNA from Closterium sp. Naga37s-1, 4577 nucleotides. The record is from the annotation of a GenBank genome assembly. NCBI's taxonomy places the organism in Eukaryota, Viridiplantae, Streptophyta, Zygnematophyceae, Desmidiales, Closteriaceae.